This is a messenger RNA of Xylaria bambusicola, 2005 nucleotides long. RefSeq names its product major facilitator superfamily domain-containing protein. The transcript has 9 exons. Gene Ontology annotation, cellular component: membrane. Gene Ontology annotation, molecular function: transmembrane transporter activity. Gene Ontology annotation, biological process: transmembrane transport. The coding region runs from base 312 to 1790 and encodes 492 amino acids. NCBI's taxonomy places the organism in Eukaryota, Fungi, Ascomycota, Sordariomycetes, Xylariales, Xylariaceae. The record is from RefSeq and is a predicted model, not a curated record.
AGUUGGAGAUGUCAUUUACCUGGUUACCCGUGUAGGAGGCGAGUUACCCCAGGUCUUGGCCCCGCGGCUGCUAAUUAGACAAUGCGGAGAAGCUCGACUUGGCCAUUUCUGGACACGCGUAAAUUAGCAACGCAAGAGGUGAGAUUGGGCUGCAUCUGGGCCAACUAGUGUAUGCAUGUAGGACGUCCAUGUAGCAGUGAUUAAGACUGAUCGACGGUAUAUAAGAGAUGGCGGUGACAGGGCAUCCUCUUCGAUGUGCCCCGUAAACUUUGACUUCAGUAAUAGGGGCAAAUCUCUGUUCUGCUGUCACCAUGACGACUCCCGACUUGGCCAAAGAUAAUUUGGAUGUAGAGAGAGUGAGUACAGUGGAAGAUCUCAAGGAAGAAAGCCAACAACAACCCGUCUUGUUCGAUGCCGUUGCCGAGAAGAAGCUUCUUAGAAAGUGCGAUCUAUACGUCCUUCCGCCCGUCAGCUUCAUCUUCUUCCUAGCCUUUCUCGAUAGAACCAACAUCGGAAAUGCGAGAAUACAAGGGUUGACAGAGGACCUGCAAUUGUCCGGCCACGAUUACAAUGUUGCGCUCUUCAUCUUCUUUAUUCCCUACAUUUUGUUCGAAGUUCCCUCCAAUAUCAUAAUCAAGAAGCUUGCACCCUCCACGUGGUUAAGCCUUGUCAUGGUGCUUUGGGGCAUAGCCACCGUUGGUCAGGGCUUGAUUCGGAAUAUCGAAGGUCUGAUCGCGUUGCGAUUCUUGCUGGGUCUAUUCGAGGCCGGUGUUUUCCCAGGUUGUGCCUACUUGAUCAGCAUGUAUUACAAGCGUUUCGAGCUUCAAUGGCGCAUGUCUCUUUUUUUCUGCGCCGCUAUCAUAGCAGGAGCAAUUUCGGGACUACUGGCUUAUGGAAUCGCCCACCUGGGCGGAGUUGGCGGUUAUGGUGCGUGGCGCUGGAUUUUCAUUCUAGAAGGGCUGUUCACUAUCGUCGUCGGCGUCAUAUCAAAGUGGUGGAUAGCAGACUGGCCUGAAACUGCGAAGUUUCUCACCGAUGAAGAGAGGAGCCUUCUUAUCGCACGCCUCGCCCAAGACACUGGUGAAGCAAAGAUGGAUGAACUUACUCCGAAGGCCAGAAAACGCAUCCUAUCCGAUUGGAAGGUAUACGUAGGAACCUUGGCUUACCUAGGCAUAGUGAACACGGGUUAUUCAGGGUCUUUCUUCAUUCCAACAAUUCUGAACGAGAUGGGCUACAAGGCUGCCGAAGCCCAAGUACGAACUAUUCCAAUCUACGUAGUGUCGACUGUAAUAUGCUUGGUAGUCGCAUACGCAACCGAUCGGCUAAAACAUCGGUACACGUUCGUCAUGGGUGGCCUGGCUGUGGCCGCCGUGGGCUACGGUCUUCUACUUGGACAAGAAGGUCUUUCUGUUGGCGUCAAGUACUUUGCGCUCUUCCUCAUCGUGGGCGGUGGUUAUGCGGUACAGCCAAUCGUGAUCGCAUGGCUGGCUAACAACGUGUCGGGCCACUACAAGCGAUCUGUCUCAUCCGCACUUCAGAUCGGGUUCGGAAAUGUGGGUGGCAUUGUAGCGUCCAACAUCUUCUUACAGAGCGAGGCUCCUCGAUACACAACCGGAUAUGGAGUCAGUCUCAGUUUCUUGGGUCUAUGUGCUUUGGCUUGUACUGUUCUCUUCUUUGGGAUCAAGCGAGAGAACAAGAAAAGAGAUCGCGGAGAACGUGAUUAUCGACUUGAGAAGGACGAUGCCCAUAAUCUCGGCGAUGAUCAUCCUUCUUGGCGCUUUACUUCUUAGGCGGCUUGGAUUAGAUAUCAUAGAAACUUAUCUGGCUAAGCAUGAGCUGCAUGUUUGCUAAUGUAGAAUGGAUAUGGAAUAAUGGGAGGUUAUGAAGUUGAAACCAAAAGCAAGAGGCUUCGUUGUUAGUCGCUUGAUGCUUGCAUCCUAUUAUUUGUAUAGUUCCAGGCCAACUUUAUUGCCGAUCAAAUCACAAUAAACUAUUGGAUUUCUCA